AUGGCGGAUACCAACCCAGCGUCGCCUAGCACUGCCACAUCCUAUGAGACGUUGACACCUGGCAAGGCCAAACCGGAUGAAGUCGCUCUUCCUGUUGACAUUUCCAACAUGUCCAAGAACCCGUGCACCCUCAGCUGGAAAAAUCUGGCCUACAUUGUCGAUGUUAAGAAAACUACUCAGUGUCCUAACGGGAAGAAGACAAUUCUCAGCAACGUCUCCGGACGCUGUGCACCAGGUGAACUCACCGCCGUCAUGGGACCCUCCGGGUGUGGCAAGACCACGUUGCUCGACAUUUUGGCCGACAGGAUCAGCUCAGGAACACUCCAGGGUAAUAUCUCGCUUAAUGGUGAGACCCGCAAUAUUAAAACAUUCCGGGCAGUGACGAGCUACGUGGCUCAAGAGGACUCUCUAUUGGGCUCGUUUACCGUUCUGGAGACGCUGGAGAUGGCGGCUCGACUCAGUCUUCCCACCUCCAUCACGCACCAAGCUAUUGUGGAACGGGUACAGGCUGUCAUUGACGCUAUGGGUCUGCGCGUUUGUGAACACACUUUGGUCGGUGAUAUAUUCAGGAAGGGCAUUUCAGGGGGCCAGAAACGGCGACUAAGUAUCGCAAUCGAGUUGCUAUCAGAGCCGUCGAUCUUGUUGCUAGAUGAACCGACUUCAGGUCUGGACUCAGCGUCGACGCAUAACGUCAUGCAGUUCGUAUCAAAGUUGUGUCAAGAGAAAAAGACAGUGAUUUGCACGAUCCACCAGCCUUCGUCUCUCGUGUAUGAAAUGUUCUCGAACGUGGUGAUCCUCACGGCGGGUGAGACCGUGUAUUUUGGCCCUCGUCAACACAUUCUCGACCAUUUCUCGGCGUCCGGAUAUUCGUGCCCAAUGUACAUGAACCCGGCCGAAUACUUCAUCAGUCUAGUGAAUUCCGACUUCGAGGGACACGCAGAUAUCAAGAAGCUCAUCGAGAGUUACUCGUCUAGUUCCAUGGCAUCCAACGUCACGAAAGCAAUCGAAUCCGAUGCGGCCAAUGUGCACAGUGUUUCAGUUACUCCAGUCAAACCAUCGGCUCUUCGACAGUUCGUCGUGCUCAUACAGCGUAACUCGCUGAACAACGUUCGUAACCCAGGGAUCUACUGGGUUCGACUCGCCAUGUACACUAUACUAUCCUUCAUGAUCGGCACCAUGUACCUCUUCACCAACGACGACAUUUCGGACGAAGACAUGGUGCCUCUGCUCUUCUACGUGCAGGCGUUCUUGGUCUUCAUGUCGGUGGCUGUCUUACCCUUCUUCAUUGAUCAACGAGCUGUGUUCUUAAGAGAACGAGCCAAUAGCAGUCUCAACGUCUUCAGCUUCGCUCUGUCCAACUUCAUCGCCAGUCUCCCGGGCAUCUUCUUGAUUGCUCUAGUAUCGACGCUUUUGGUUGUGUUACUAUCGGGUCUUAACGGCUUCUGGUGGUUCCUGCUCAACUUGUUCCUGUCGCUUGUAGUGGCUGAAUCGUUGAUGCACGUCAUUGGAGCUGCUGUUCCUCACUAUAUCAUCGGUAUUGCGUUGGGAGCUGGUGUGUACGGCAUGUUCAUGUUGUGCGAGGGCUUCAUGGUACCCAAGGAGACCAUCCCGGACUAUUGGAUCUGGGCGUAUUACCUGGCCUUCCACACGUACUCGUUCCAGUCGUUCGUGUACGAGCAUUUCAUCCACGUCGACUCUCCGACGGCUAAGGCAAUUCUCGUUCGCUUGAACUUAGAAGACGUCAAUACGGCACACAAUAUGAUCAUCCUCGCAUGCUACGCCGUCGGUCUGGAACUCAUUUUCACCUUCAUCCUGUACAAGUUCCACACCGGUCGAAGAUAA
Phytophthora nicotianae INRA-310 is the source of this 1842-nucleotide messenger RNA. RefSeq lists its product as hypothetical. The transcript has a single exon. NCBI's taxonomy places the organism in Eukaryota, Oomycota, Peronosporomycetes, Peronosporales, Peronosporaceae. Bases 1 to 1842 code for a protein of 613 amino acids. Gene Ontology annotation, molecular function: ATP binding; ABC-type transporter activity; ATP hydrolysis activity. Gene Ontology annotation, cellular component: membrane. The record is from RefSeq and is a predicted model, not a curated record.